UGAAGCUGUGCGACUCAUUAUAAGAGAUCACUCCAUCAAUUUUGCCACUCCGAAAAAUACAGAGAACCUCAACCACCGGUGUCGGCGGUGAUACCACAUUUGCCGGUUGAGGAAGCUAAGUUUGUGGGCGGAGUGUCGGUUGACUUAGUUCAAAUCUCGAACUUGGGUCUUGAAAUCUUCUUGCAAAGAUGUCUGCCAAGCAGAACGGCACCAUCGCUGCAAACGGUACUACCCCGACGGCGGCGAGGGCCGCUGCCCCACUCAAACAAACACCCCGUCCUUACGUCCCCCAGAGGAUUCACGACGUCCGACAUAACCGGCGGCGGUGCAGCUGCCGCAGGUGUUUCUGCUAUGGCUGCUUCUGGGCAGUCCUCAUCAUCUGCGUCCUCCUACUCCUAGUUGCCAUCGCCGGAGCCGCGUUCUACGUCCUCUUCCGUCCGCAGCGCCCGGAGUUCUCCGUCUCCUCCCUCAAGAUCUCGCAAUUCAACCUGACUACCGCCUCCGACGACACGACGCGCCUCACCGCCAAGCUGAACCUCACAAUCUCCGCCCGAAAUCCCAACAAGAAAAUGGUCUACAGCUACGACCGGAUCUCCCUGAGGGCGAUCGCGAGCGGGAUCGCCAUCGGGAACGGGUCGUUCCCGGGAUUCACCAGCAACCCGAGUAACAUCAGCGUGAUCCACUCGACGCUGUCGUCGAUGUCGCAGGCGGUGCUGGAUUCAGAGUCAGUGUCGGAAUUGAAGUCAGAUCUGAAGAAGAAGAAGGGGGGAAUGGCGAUCAAGAUCUUGAUGGACACGAUGGUGGUGGUGAAGCAGGACAAACUGAAGAGCAGGAGAGUGGGGAUCAGGGUGACAUGCGAAGGAAUCCGCAGCCAAACCCCCAAAGGCGGCGGGAAGAAGAAGACUCCGGCCGUCGCUACAACCUCUGAUGCCAGCUGUAAGGUUGAUCUCAGAAUCAAGAUCUGGAAAUGGACUUUCUAAUUUUAGAAUUUUUUUCUCAAUUUGCUUUUUUAUUUUUUAUUUUGGAAAAAAAUCAAAAAAAAUUGCCUUUUUUAUUUACUCCGUAAUUAAUUAAUUACAUACGCUUUUUUCUUUCUUUCUUUCGGAAAUUGGCUGGAGAAGAGAACCGGAUUUAGAAAUCUGGGGGCUGGGAGUUUUUACUUUUUUUUUUGUUAUCAACAAUGUGUGGUACAACUCAUUUUUCCUCCCGUUGGGGAAAUUACUUUCAAAUACGCGGCAUGUAAUUUUAUCAUCAUUAAUUAAUUGAUUAAUAGAUUAGAUUGCAUUCUGAAGAUUUAAUUGAGUGAUGUUCACGCGGUUA
Messenger RNA from Cuscuta epithymum, 1320 nucleotides. Lineage: Eukaryota; Viridiplantae; Streptophyta; Magnoliopsida; Solanales; Convolvulaceae. The record is from the annotation of a GenBank genome assembly.